Molecule: messenger RNA, 2594 nt
Organism: Aspergillus vadensis CBS 113365
Lineage: Eukaryota; Fungi; Ascomycota; Eurotiomycetes; Eurotiales; Aspergillaceae
Product: putative G-patch domain protein (TFIP11)
Exons: 1
Coding region: 92-2419 (775 amino acids)
Biological process (GO): spliceosomal complex disassembly
Cellular component (GO): U2-type post-mRNA release spliceosomal complex
Molecular function (GO): nucleic acid binding
Source: RefSeq, a predicted model, not a curated record
AUCUCCGUCAUGCUGCCGGGCUUUCUCUCGCCUUCAUCGCCGUGAAUCUCGAUCCCUUCCUUUGUGCCGCCCUUCGCCCUCCAGCCCGGCCAUGGAGUCCCCCUCAUCCUCGCCCUACGCUGGCCAAAAACGCAAGAUCGCCGACAUGAGCUCCGAUGAAGAGGAAGAAGAAGAUUACCGCCCAACCAUGGGCUUUCGCGGGUUUGCUCGCGCGUCGUCUCGCUCCGAGUCGCCUCCAUCUCACGGCGGGCUGGGCGCCCGUCGUAACCUCCGGAAUAAUACCGCGCAGUCAGCGAUGAAAGGCGGCGGCAACAACGCUAGCAAAGGAAUGUCCGGAGGCAACUCCUUCGCCGCGCGCAUGAUGGCCAAGAUGGGUUACGUCGAGGGACAGGGUUUGGGUUCUUCCGGUCAAGGUAUUGUCAACCCGAUUGAGGCCCAGGCUCGUCCUACAGGUGCCGGUUUGGGUGCAGUCCGUGAAAAGACCAAACAAGCGCGGGAAGAGGAAAAACGGGCAGCAGCUCUCCGGGGCGAGUCUGUCGAGGAUAGCUCGGAUGAAGAGCGCAAAAGGCGACGGAAGAAGAAGGAGGAGCGCAAACGAGAGGGCCGGAGCGGGACAGGGACACCAGUGGCUCGCGCGAAGCCUCAGUUCCGAACUGCGCGCGAGAUGGAAAAGGAUAUGGAGGGCUUGGAAGUUCCGAAUGUGCUGAAGUCGCUGAUCGAUGCGACUGGGAAGGAUCAGAAGGUGCUCACGUCUACAGCUGGUCUGAUGACGCCGCAGACGUUCGUUACCCAAGGAGAAGGAGAAGCCUGGAAGAUCGCGCAACGCGCUCGAAACGACCUAGAAGCGUUUGCGGACGAGUGGAAGGGUCUAACAGAGCGGAAGAAAUACAUCGAGCUAGAGGAAGCCCAAGUCGUGGAACAGCUAGAUACGAAUCAGCUCAAGGCCGACCAGCUGUCUGAGCUCGUCACAGCCAUCGGACAGCUAGAGAUCUUCCAGAAGGAAGACACUCGCGCGAAAUUCGACGAAAUCACCGACAAGCUGGAUUCCAUGGAGAUCAAGUACCGCAACGAGAUUGAUGAAUACCGACUGCCAGAAACGGCCGUCGCAGCCCUGCAUCCUCUUUUCCGUCAAGCGAUGGAAGAAUGGGAGCCUCUCAGGGACCCAACCUUCCUCGUAUCCAACCUCCGUCGUCUCCAACCUCUGCUCCUCCGAAAAGCCAACACUGAACACACCCAACGGCAAUCCACCUCCCCCUACGAGACUAUGAUCUACACCCUAUGGCUACCCCGCGUACGCUCCGCCCUCCUCAACGACUGGGACGUAUACGAACCCGCCCCAGCAACUUCCCUCAUCGUCGCCUGGAAAGAGCUCCUCCCCUCCUUCGUCUACACCAACGUCCUCGACCAACUCGUCGUCCCCAAGCUCACCAACGGCCUCAAAGACUGGAAACCCCGAAGCAGCAGUCGCCGCCACCACACCUCAUCCACCAGCAACUCCCGCUUCCCCUGGUGGCUCUUCACCUGGCUCCAAUACCUCGACGAGCGACACACCAACCCCAAGCAACCCACGGGCCUCCUCUCCGACGCGAAGCGCAAAUUCCGCGUCGUCCUAGACAGCUGGGACCUCAACAAGGGAUUAAUCAACGGCAUCGAACUCUGGCGCGACGCCCUCGGCUCCGAAUUCGACACCUGUCUCCGCAACCACCUCCUGCCCCGCCUCGGCCGCCACCUCCGCGAAGACUUCGAAGUCAACCCACAAGACCAAGACCUCACAGCCCUCGAAAACGUCCUGAAAUGGAAAGACUUCUUCAAAACAAACGUCAUGGGUCUUCUCCUCGUCGCCGAAUUCUUCCCCAAAUGGCACAACAUCCUCUACAUCUGGCUCACCAACGACCCCAACUACGAAGAAGUCGCCGAAUGGUUCACCUGGUGGCGCACCCAAAUCCCCUCCGAUAUCAACGACCUCACCAUCGUCGACGACGAAUGGAACAAGGGUCUCCAAACUAUGGACCUCGCCUCCCAACUCGGCGAUCGUGCCGCUGCUGAACUUCCUCCUCCUUCAUCUACCACUACCACCACCGAACACGCAACAACAAAACCCACAGACAAACCCGCUACUGCUGCGCCAGCAACAACAGCAGAUCAACCCCGCAAACCCAAAAUCAUCGAAGAAGUCGCCUUCAAAGAUAUUCUCGAAUCAUGGUGCAUGGAACAAGGCCUCAUUAUGCUGCCAUUGCGUGAAGCGCAUCCGCAAAACGGUCAGCCUUUGUUCCGCAUUACGGCUAGUGCGACGGGUAAGGGCGGCGUUGUGGCGUUUGUGCAGGGGGAUGUGGUCUGGGUGCAGAAUAAGAAGGCGAAGGAGAUUUGGGAGCCUAUGGGGUUGGAGGAUCAGUUGGUUGAGAAGGCUGAGGGGAGGUAGAUUGAUAGAUUUUUAGCAUUGAUCGGAUAUAUACUUUUUAUUAUCUCACUGGGUUGUGGGAUGGAUUAUUUUCUUUCUUAUUGUUUUUCUAUUGGAUUUGUGGGUUAGUUGUGAUACCAUACCAUACUUACAUACUAUUACUAUCAUGAAACUUAUGCUUCAUGUUGGGGCGGGU